This is a messenger RNA of Cololabis saira (Pacific saury), 3224 nucleotides long. RefSeq names its product potassium voltage-gated channel subfamily A regulatory beta subunit 1b (gene kcnab1b). The record is from RefSeq and is a predicted model, not a curated record. Gene Ontology annotation, molecular function: voltage-gated potassium channel activity; transmembrane transporter binding; potassium channel regulator activity. Bases 773 to 1972 code for a protein of 399 amino acids. Gene Ontology annotation, biological process: negative regulation of delayed rectifier potassium channel activity; transmembrane transport; potassium ion transport. Gene Ontology annotation, cellular component: voltage-gated potassium channel complex; juxtaparanode region of axon; cytoplasm. NCBI's taxonomy places the organism in Eukaryota, Metazoa, Chordata, Actinopteri, Beloniformes, Belonidae. The transcript has 15 exons.
UUCACUCUCUGCGCUCAACACAUGCUGCUCCUCGCCUCCUCACUGCAUCCGUCCUCCUCUCCCUGAAGUGCGGUACCAUGCAUCCUCCUUUCUCCUCCUCCUCCUCCUCAUCUCUGUCUGCCCAUCACGGUUCCAGGUUCCCUUUAUCAAACAGAACCGUCUUACAGCAAAUCCAGGGACCAUAAGAGAAAAAAAACAAGCUCUGCAACUCCUAUGAGGACUUUGGAGACGGGACAAGGCUCGUUGCUGGGUCUGAGGACAGCUGCAGGAAAACACAUCUUCUUGUGGGAUGCAGAUCUUUCCAGGACCACUGCCCUCCGCUUAACACCGCUUGAUCGCUCUCAAAGUUGGAGGAGAGCACACAUCAAUCAAUUUUGCCUCAUCCUUCUUUCUCACUGAACGCUGGCAGCUCACUCUGUGCAGUCAGUCCAGCUCAAGAUCUCUGUCCCAGCUCUUCACACACUGGCCAAGACUUCACAUCUGAUGUCAUUUCUGGACAUUACAUAGGUGUGACGUUCUUCUUUAAAAACAGAAAAAACUAAACAAAACUAAACAACCUUAUGAUCACAUUGUUCCUUCUUGUGUUUUCCAUAUGAGAUUUAUCAGCAUUAAGCAGGACUGGCUUGGAUCUCUGACUUUCAACUUCACAUAGCAGCAAAAAAAAGGUUUCACAGACGGAAAAAACAGACUGUCAAGAAUUGUAAGGACCCACAAAAGAAAAGAAAAAAAGCAACUUUUUUUUUGGAGCAACUAGUGGCCCUUGGCAACAACCAUGCAGGUGUCCUUUGCAUGUACAGACCACGGGCUGAAGGCCCCGCGCAACGGCGAGCACAGCAAGCAAAACGCCACCAGCCCCAACACAACCAGCCACGCCAGGGCCCGCUUUCGAACAGUGGCCCUGAUAGCUCGCAGCCUGGGCUCUUUCACCCACCGCUACCACCACAACCUCAAGGAGUCAACGGCCAAGCAGACUGGCAUGAAGUACCGGAACCUGGGGAAAUCUGGGCUGCGUGUCUCGUGUCUGGGGCUUGGAACAUGGGUAACAUUUGGAGGUCAGAUCUCUGACGAGGUGGCAGAGCAGCUGAUGACUAUCGCCUAUGAGAGUGGGGUCAACCUGUUCGACACAGCCGAGGUCUACUCCGGGGGGAAAGCAGAGAUAAUCCUGGGAAACAUCAUUAAGAAAAAGUGCUGGAGGAGAUCCAGCUUAGUGAUCACCACGAAGCUCUACUGGGGAGGAAAAGCAGAGACAGAGAGAGGCCUCAACAGAAAACAUAUAAUUGAAGGUUUAAAGGGCUCCCUCCAGAGGAUGCAGCUGGAAUAUGUGGAUGUGGUUUUUGCCAACCGGGCAGACGGCAAUACUCCCAUGGAGGAGAUAGUGCGUGCAAUGACUCAUGUGAUAAACCAAGGGAUGGCUAUGUACUGGGGGACAUCUCGCUGGUCUGCCAUGGAGAUUAUGGAGGCAUAUUCUGUGGCCAGGCAGUUUAACCUAAUUCCUCCGGUGUGUGAGCAGGCUGAGUAUCAUUUCUUCCAGAGAGACAAAGUGGAAACUCAGCUUCCAGAGCUUUACCACAAAAUAGGUGUGGGUGUCGUCUCUUGGUCACCCUUGGCCUGUGGAAUUAUCACUGGAAAGUACGAGAACGGCAUCCCAGAGUCCUCAAGAGCUGCAAUGAAGCCAUACCAGUGGUUAAGGGAGAAGAUAAUGAGUGAGGAUGGGAGAAAACAGCAAGCAAAACUAAAAGAACUGACUCAUAUUGCGGAGAAACUUGGAUGUACUUUGCCACAGCUAGCCAUAGCCUGGUGCUUAAGGAACGAGGGAGUGAGCUCAGUGCUCCUGGGGUCCUCCAAUCCAACCCAACUAACAGAAAACCUGGGAGCAAUUCAAGUGAUUCCAAAGGUUACGGCAGGUAUUGCCACAGAAGUGGAUCAUUUACUAGGCAACCGCCCACAUAGUAAAAAAGACUACCACCAUUAGGAUGGACCCCCGCAUAGUGAACUAUGCUCAAAAAGCUUAUCAAAGCUCACUCUUCACAGCCAUGGCACCAUAAGUGUGUGUCCAAGAGUGCUUGUGUGUGUGUGUGUGUGUGUGUGUGUGUGUGUGUGUGUGUGUGUGUGUGUGUGUGUGUGUGUGUGUGUGUGUGUGUGUGUGUGUGUGUGUGUGUGUGACUGAGUAAUGUGUUCUGCUUGGCUCUUUCCGUUCAUCAAGGUAACGUGAGCUACCUGACAGUAAAGCAUGCAUGCUACAGCUAUAGCAGCAAGCCACUGGACUAUUUAAAAUUUGGAGGAUCCACUGAGAGAAUUUCCUUCCUUCUUCCACUCAUUAGAAGGAACAUAAUGAGCAGAAGGUGCUGAACUGUAAUUAACAGAAGAAAAAGAUUAUAUAGGGUAAUAAAGAAAUAUCACUUCAUGUCGUAUCAUUAUCCACCAUUAUACAUGAGUUUCAAUGCACGUGAAAAAAAAAUGUAUGACCUCUAAGCAUCUGAUUAAGCUUCUGAAGCCUAUGACAGUGCCAUGAGCACAUAUAAAAUGGCCUGUACCAAAAUGUGUCUGGUGUUACAAAAAUCUAGUUCAUUUUAUGUCUGUAGCUUGUUAAAAAGAAUCAGUGAUGAUAUACAUAUAUGUUUCAGCCUUCUUUAUGUUUUAUUUACUUUCUUUUUUUCAUGUUACUUUCCAGUAAUGCAAAAAUACUGCAGAGGACUGUGUUUUCCUACUGUACCGACUGUUUUUACUCAGCAAGACUUUCUGUCGUUGGCUAUUAGGUCUGAUUCAUUUAAUUUGUGUUGUUGAUAGAACAUUUGUCGUUGAAGCUUGGGUGAUGAUCCCUCCAUUGGAAGAUGUGGAUAAUAAACAAUGACAUGUGGCUAAUGAGCAGACAAAAAAGAAAGAAAGGAAGAAAGAAAGAAAGAAAGAAAGAAAGAAAGAAAGAAAGAAAGAAAGAAAGAAAGAAAGAAAGAAAGAAAGAAAGAAAGAAAGAAAGAAAGAAAGAAAGAAAGAAAGAAAGAAAGAAAGAAAGAAAGAAGAACACCAUAUGGAGCCCUGCAGUAAUUGCACUUGGAACAUGCAGUGUUUUUGCCCUACUGCUCCCAAAGUGUAGUUUUAUGUAAAGGGGAUCUCUUUGUGUUCUGUUCAUUGAAAUGUAUAUUUAUGGUGUUGUUCAUCAGAUCUGUGCAUCACAAUAAAAAAAUAAAAUAAAAAAGGUGAUGAUUCUAAUGUAAAAUGUUUUGCAC